AUGCAAGCCGCCCUUCGCCAGCUUGUCGGGCGGAUCGCAGAGGGGGCCUCGACUGGCCUCGUCGUGUGGGCUGGGCGGCCGACCUGCCCCGCGUGUGAGUGCUCGCCAGUCCUGAAGUGUCCGCCACUGACUUGCACGACUGGCGACGUGGCCUACAUCGCGCCGGUGACGCCGCUCACGGUUGCGGUCCUCUGCGCUGGCGUCGCCUUGCUGUCCUUCUUCACGGGCCGGCUGACGCGCUGGGGAGCUAAGGGCGGGCGGUACGCCGACGACCUGGACACCACUGCUCGGGCCCAGGUGGCUCAGUACAAAGCCAAGGUGGGCGACUUCUGUGUGGUGCGCUACAACGUCCCAGGUGUGCCCCUGUACCACGAGAGGCUGGUUCACUACCUGCCGUUGGGUGCCGGGCUGACCGUGUCCAUCACCACGCCCGAUGGUGACGAGUACGAGGAGGUGUGGGGCCUGCCCGACAUCGUCGAGUGGGAGCCGCUGCCAAACCGACAGCCGGGUGGCGUGUUGAUGGGUCAGCCAGGAGCGCGAUACUAUCGGUUCAGAGCUGGUGCGAUGCCGACCGCCGCGAGCCUCACGGCGUCCGCUGUGGCUGCUGCCGGGCGCCUGGGCCAGCCCGCGCCAGGCGGGCCCUUGGUGCCAGCCCUCGGCGGGCGCCUCGUCGGGCCGCCGGCGGGAGGUGCCGCGCCUGGCGCGGUCGAAGCCGGAGGCGCCGCGGCCCCGCUUGGCGGGGCACCUGGCGCGCCAGCGGCGGCCGCGGCAGCUGCGCCGGGCGGAGUGGCCCCGGCGGCGGGGCUUGGCGGCCUGGUGGCGGCGCUCGGCGGCCCAGCGGCAGGCGCGCCCGCGGGUGGUGCGGGUGCUGGCGGGCAUGUCCAGGACGCGAGGGUGCUCCCGGUGGUGUACGACGCCAUGGGCAACCGUCGGCGGGAGUUCCGCGAGGCGGUGCUGGCCUGCCGGGAAGACCCGUGGGCGGGGUGGCCCGUGCGCGGGCCGCGCACCGCGCUCUGGGUCCUGCGGUACAUCGUCGACCACGGCGGGACGCCGACGGGGAUGCACUCUCGGUGGCGCAGUGAGGCCCGCCUCCAGGAGCACGAGCCCGGGGUGCAGGAGCAUGAGCGCUCGUGCCGCGCGCUGGAGGAGCUCAUCUGCUACGACCAGUGCAAUGGCGCGAACCUGGCGACCGUGGAGCUGCUCGUGCGGAACAUCCAGGUGCAGCAGGAGAGGUACCGCGACAGGAGCGCGGGCGGCUCAGGAGGCGGUGGCCCCGACAGCGUCGACACUCACCUGUACAUGGGCAGCGAGCUGACACGAGGCGGCCGGCGCGGCCCCCUGACUGAGACGCCUGUGGACCGCGGUGCCUCUACCGGUCCGCCGAACAGAGAGGUUUUUGACAUGCUGGGGCAGAGUGCCCGCCAGCGCGACAUUUUUCCGCUGCCCCCGCUGUGCCGAGAUCACGUCUGCGCGGCGGGCCGCCGGGACCUGUCCAGGGUCACCAGGCGGCGUGGUGAGGCUACCAAGCACAUCCUCGAUUGGGGCGACGACUGCAUCGACGCCCUGAACGACUUGCACGGCCACCAGGAUCGGCCGGCGGCCCCCGCCCACGCUGGUCAGCGACACGCAGUGGAGCAUGUCGAGUCGCGAGUGCGCGCGCUGGGCAAGCCCCCACCAGAGGCAGGCUUUCGCGAGGGAGCCCUUCGUGAGCUCCUCGCGGGGGCGGGGAUCUACCAGACGGGUGAUCUCUCUUCCCGACGGCCGUAUGUCAAGGAGUCCAUUUCCUGGCCCUCGCCCGACGCGCAGCCCGUCCCGCUGUGCGCCUGCCUGGGCGAGGCCGAGUCUGAGUGGCUGGGCCGCUGGCAAAGCACCUUGCUCAGGCCAGAUCAACCUACAGCAGCCGAACGUGCUGAGUUCUGCCCGGCUGGACCUUUUUUUGACCCCAGUCUCUUCAGUAAGCCUCUGCUUUACGCCGAUUUUGUCGCCAAGCUGUUGGCCCGCGGCAUGGUGGAGCUGAAGGAGGACUGCGAUGCGGCCACCGUCGGCUGCUUCUUCGUCGCGAAGAAGAACAACAAGUUGAGAGUGAUAUUUGAUACGAGGUAUGCAAAUCUAUUCUUCGGGCGACCAGCUCGGACCGCUUUGCCGACGGCUACAACGCUGGCGGCUUUCGAGAACCCAGGGCACGACACUUACAUUGCCUCGGGCGACAUCGACAAUGCUUUUUACAGGCUGCGGCUGCCCGACGGCCUGUCGUCCUACUUCAGGCUGCCCGCCCUGGAUGCCAGCCUGCUCGGGAUCACGCACCUGGGCGGGGCGCAGCUCGCGCGAGGGGCGCGGGUGCAGCCCUGCGUUUGCGUGCUGCCGAUGGGCUGGAGCCACGCGCUGGCCCUCUGUCAGGGCGUGUUGCGGCGGGCCCUGGACACCGCGGGGUUCACAGAUGGGCAGUGCAUCGAGGACGGGAAGGCCGGGGUCGUGGUCGGCGAGGAGGGCGCCCUGGCGGUCGCCGGCUACGUCGACAACUACGCUGCCCUUGGUCGUUCACCGGCCAUCGUCGACCGGGCCGCCCUCGCCGUCACGCGCGUGCUGACGGAUAAGGGGCUGCUCACGCACGAUGAGGGGCCGGCCGCCCGCGAUGCCACUUUCGUAGGCUUAGAGCUGAAGAGAGGACGUGAUCUUUCGAUUAAG
Messenger RNA from Prorocentrum cordatum, 2685 nucleotides. Lineage: Eukaryota; Dinophyceae; Prorocentrales; Prorocentraceae. The record is from the annotation of a GenBank genome assembly.